Messenger RNA from Prorocentrum cordatum, 1695 nucleotides. The record is from the annotation of a GenBank genome assembly. Lineage: Eukaryota; Dinophyceae; Prorocentrales; Prorocentraceae.
CAGGACAGCCCAAGAGGGCCCCAAGACGGCCCAAGAUGGCCCAAGAGGGCCCUCCGUAGCCAUUUUGGCUCAAGCCGUCGUGGCUCAAGCCAGUUUGGCACCGACACUGCUCACACUUAUAUUCAUACCGAUCCUGUCCGUCUGCAUAACGAUCAGGCCCCCACGUUCGGGGACCAAGUACGUCUGCUGGUUCGCUCUUGGCCAUGCUGUUGUUGUUAUGCUUAUUCCUUCCCGUAGCAGUGGGGCUUCAUAUUGCAGACGCUCACGGCCAUGCGCGAGAGAGGAGCCCAGAGAGGAUAAGGCUGGAGGGUCGCGUCGGGGUUCAGCAGCACGAUGAUCCCGACGAAAACGUGUCUGACCCGUACGAGGGAGGGCACUUCGACGGCGCACCGGACACCGGCAUCCACGGAGUGGGCUUCCCGAGCGGUGGGCGUGUUGCCAUCGUGCUCCGAGGCGCCAGCUUUCGCGGGAAGGGCGGCAAGUAUCGAAAGAAUGCGAGCUGCGUGAACGACACGGAGUCCCUCGAGAGGCAGGGGAGAGCAACGGAUUCGUUGGUGCGAAACGUGAUCGCUCGAUUUGAGCGUUACGGCAAUGAGGUGGACGUCGUCGUGACUGACCGGGUGUGCAACCUGACUGACGAGAGGAUUGUUUCCAGGAUCGGGCGCGAGCGCGUUAAGAUGCAGAGCCAGAAUGCAAGUGGUCACCAGAGAACAAAUAUCAUGUGGGCGAUCGACCAGCUCCGAAACUACAGUGCUGAGCAUGGCUUGCUCGGCAGCGAAUAUGGAACGUCGAACAGGUCGUACGUGGCGGUCAAAUACAAUUUGGUCCUCAUAUUACGUCACGACACCGUGUGGCAGGUGCCCAUCGACCAAUGGCCCGAUGCAGAUUUCAGAAAGGUCCUGUUCCCGUACCAGUGCCCCAAAAAAGGCGUGCAUGAUUUGUUCGCCAUCAUGCCUGGGUCAUACCUCCAGUUCUAUUAUGACAUUCUCAAAUGGAAAUGGUGCUUCGGUCAGGACGACGGCCACGAUUGCAUGAAAGGCAUGGUGGAGCGGACCAAUCAAAGCACCGUGGGUGUUGCUUUGCGAGCACCAUGGGCUGGCGGGAAUAAAACCCUCAAUGUCUUCAGCAUGUGGUUCACUUAUGGCAAGAAGAGACAAUUCUGUUGAGCGCAGCUUCUUAAUCAUUCCCCUGCGCAGGAGAUGUCUUAUUCGGCAGCAGGUAUUCUAAGCUCAGUUUUUUGGAUUACGAUGCCAUGUUGUUCCCGCGCUGCGUGAUCCAAUAGUCGAAUAUGCAUUAGCGUACGCAUCAACAGCAUCUUGUUCCUUCGCUACUUGUUUCUCUCCUUCGCUCCUCCUCCUUCCUUCUCGCUUCCAUCACUCGACCAGGCACCCCACAUGAACAACAUGCGGGACCCUGCUUCCUGAGUGUAUCAUCUUGUCUACCUAGUGGGAAAGAUUGGAGCAUGCGCUGCGCUGCUAGGUAUGAUGAGGCUUGUGUGCAGUGGCGAGUCUCUCUUGGCGGCCCCAGGAGUUUCCCGGCCGCCGGCGCGGGUGCUCGGAAGAGGUGGAGGAGCUGCUGGGGGAUGGUGGGGGUGGUGGAGGAGGUCCUUACUAUACAGGUUGGGAGGCUGGCACAUGGCGCAUCCUGCCCGCUCUCAUGACGAGGUGCUCCUGAGUUUGCAUUGUUCGCGAUGGC